AUGGAGGACUCUGAGUCAGGGUCGAGCUUGACAUCUUCAUCUGAGUCAGAGAUUUUCGUCGAUGUCAUCGACGGGGAGACUGCUCCUUCACCCACCGCGCCCCCCAUCAACAACCCUGCGGAUGAUGACGGUUGGCAAACGGUGGGCCCCAAGCGACAGCAUCGCUCCUUACCGGCUGAUUCUGCCUUGUCCGCCGGCGCUUCUACCUCGCUGCCCCCUCGGCACCCCUCUGGCCCCCAGUCACCUCUGCCCCCGCCACCUCGGACUAUGAACGCCCCUGCUGCUGCUCAACCCGCUUCGCUGCCGAAGCUGCUCAUUCCGGCGACUGUCGGUUUCGAAUCAACCCUCGACCUCGCCGAGGUAUUUGUCACGGUCGCGGGGCCGCUGCCGGGCUCGUUGGACCUGGGGAGCUGGGGGACCUUCUACACGCGCCCCUACAGCAAGGAACCCCUCAGGUGCUACAAUUGCCAGCAGUUCGGCCACCACCGGGCCAGGUGCAGCCGUCCCCCGGUCUGCGGCAUAUGCUCUGCCAGUCACGACACGGAGCGGUGCCUGUCAAAGUACAAGACUGGCCAGACCAUCACCAGCAGAUGCCCGAAUUGCCAGGGCGAACACCAUGCCUGGAAUCGGGCCUGCGCCAACAGGCGAGAGCUGGUCGACAAACAGCGCACUGUCCAACAGCGCUGGGUCGUCACUCAUCGCCCUGCUCCUCUCGGCACCUUCCGCUGGGGAGCCCAGCAGCCCCCCGCGUCCACGGCUGCUCCAACGCCCCGCCUCCCCCAGGCUGCCCACCAGCCAUCUCUUACACCCCCUUCACCAGCUCCGUACGAGGAGAGCUUCCCUCCCCUUACCCCACGCCAUCUGCCACCUUCCCAGCUCACCGCUACCCAAGCGCCCGACGCCAGCCGCCAGCCCCGCCCCCUCACUACAGCAGCUCCCACUGCCGCCCCUCCCGGCUGUCUCCUCAUCACAAGGGAGAUGAUGGUGGGACUCUUGGAGGGCUUCGGGCGGAUUAUCGCAACGGCACUCAAGUCGGACGUCGAGCAGAGAGUGUUCUCGGACGCAGCGCAGCAGGUGGUGGGAAAUCUCUUCCCGGAAACGCCGGCCCAGCAAGCUGCCGUCCCUCCUGUGCAGGCUCCUUCCCCCGGCGGGCCAUCAUCAACCCCACCUACGCCGACCCCUCGUGCUCUGAAGACUCCCCUUCCACCUCCUCCUGCCCCCGUGCACGCGAGCAGCUCCGCACUCCUCCCAACCCCUCCGGCCGUUGCAACCAGCCAGCACCAUCCGUUGGUAGCACCGCCCCCUGCUCCCACCUCCCUGAACGAGGGCGGGCUACCGACCCGGCCAGGGAUGGCCCGAUACAGGCACUCCAGGAAGCUGUCCAUAUAA
Molecule: messenger RNA, 1389 nt
Organism: Eriocheir sinensis (Chinese mitten crab)
Lineage: Eukaryota; Metazoa; Arthropoda; Malacostraca; Decapoda; Varunidae
Exons: 2
Coding region: 1-1389 (462 amino acids)
Source: RefSeq, a predicted model, not a curated record